UAGGAGCCACGGGGCGCCGCGCAUGCGCCUUGAGUUUUAUUCGAAUUUGUGUUUUUAUUUCAAUAUCCGAACUUCGAAGAGAGAAAAUCAUAACCCUUAGUAAGUCACAUUAAGAAGAUAGACGGAAUAAUAUAGUAAGAGAGUAAAAGACUAUAUAGAAUAAGUAACUCUGUGUCAUAGAACCCUAAGGAUUGGGUUGAAGGCACACAAGUUCCCCAACCGGGGAGCAUAACCUCCAAAAAAAAAAACUGUCACAAGUCACAAUGAAUCCCGAGGGAAGUGGAGUUAGGGAGUUAUCCUGGUUCGACAAGCUCCAGACGCUCUCGCUAAAGUGGGUGAUAUUCUACGGCUCGCUGGCGCCGUUUUUGUGGAUGAUGUCUCACCUCUUCGUUUUCGGACUAUCGAGAUACAUCAACGACUACGAGAAGAACACGUGCGAGAUGACGUACAUGUUCGAGUAUCCGCAAUACGUGAGAGUAUCUUUGAAAGAUGAUAUAGAAGCGGAAUACCCGCGAUUUGGAUUGUAUGCCUAUGGGGAAGGCUUUCUAACGGAAAGAUUGAGAAGAAUGCAUUUUACUGGUAUACCGGUUCUCUUCAUACCGGGAAAUGCCGGAUCUCACGAGCAAGUGCGAUCUAUCGCUUCGGUAAGUUUCAGAAAAAGUCGAGAGACUUCCUUUCACUUUGACUUUUUUACUGUUUCAUUCAGUAAGGAUUUGUCUGCAUUGUAUGGAGGUGUGCUUAUGGAACAAACUGUGUAUGUCUCACAUUGUAUAAAGGCAAUACUGGCUUUGUACAGGGGCAAGAUGGACAAAGUCGUAUUGAUUGGUCAUUCAAUGGGUGGUAUGAUAGCAAAAGGAGCCCUGUUGCUGGCACCGAAUAUGGACCCGUCGUUUGCAAGUAUAAUAAUAAACUUGGCUACUCCUCAUACUCCCUCCUUAGUCCUCGAUAGUACCUUUGCCAAUUAUUACUAUGAAUUGGAAAGACACAUGCACAAAAUUAAGGAUGCGGGAGUCAAGGUGGUAUCGAUCGGAGGUGGACCACGUGAUAUACUUGUGCCUGCUAUGCAAGCUUACGAUCGCGUGGCGGAUAUAAAUGUUCUCUCCACGAGUGUACCAGCCGUUUGGAGAUCGACAGAUCAUUUGAGUAUUCUAUGGUGUAAACAGCUGGUACUUGUAAUUGUGCGUUCGCUGUUCGAUUCCGUGGAUUAUUCGAGCAAACCGCCUAAAAUUACAUCGAGUCCUGAUUUGAAGAUGAAAUCCCUGUCCUAUCACUUCUUACAACACACUUCAGGCAAAAAAUUACAUCAUUACGAAGAAAAAGUUCAGUUUGAAGCCGAUGGCGAAUGGAUGAGCGUACCUAAACAACAGUAUGUCUGGGAUAAUAAGAAAGGAACUAAAAAAUCGUUUGUAUAUCUUGCGGUGGAACUAUUUCAAGAAUCUGACUUCUUAACCAUUGAUGCGAUAAACGUACAAAACAAAGAUUGGCUGUUUGUGUGCUCGGCAUUAAAAAAACAAGGACAGAAAAAAAUUUGUGAAUGGGGUUGGAAUUUGACAAAUAAAACAAGACUUUUACCUGACCCUUUACAUCGAACGAGAAGGACCGUUGAUUUGGAUCUGAAAGAGAUAAAAUAUCCGCACGUUACGCACGCCAUUGUGAAAUUAACUCCAGACGAUUUGGAGAAACAGCUCACAAUCAACUUCGAUUCCUACUUGUACAAUGAUCGAAUCGUACCUACGAGAAACAAAUUCUUACAGCCUAAAUAUUUCCUUGGCCUGCGUAGACUUAAUGUGUUUCAACUUGUCAAGGGAAGUGUGAGAUAUUAUAUAACACUUCCCUACUUUUUAGACGCGGUUACAAUUGAGUUGAAAUCGCCGAAUUGUAAUAAGCACAUUCACGGCAUUGUCGAGCUGCUGGAAUCGUCGAAUGUAGGAUUUAUUCAAUCGAGAAUCUUUACGGAUAAAGACGGUGGUCCGAAAACGAUGAAAAUGCAGACAGUCUGUGAACGUUCCGAUGACACAACAAGUUUAAGAGUGACAUUAGACCCAGAAUGCAUUUAUAUGAUUAGCAUGCAACCUGAUGGAAUCAUCGAUAAGAUUUCUUGUAGAAUACGGGACCGUUGGCCAUUGCUUUACAUGGUCAUUAUCAGUGUACUCUUACAUCUCGUCUCUAUCAGGCUACAACACUUUUCAGAUGCGCUACCGUCAAUAGUUGUUACCAUAAUAUUGUCCUUCGUCUUCAACGUAGCUUACGAAGUCUGCAUCGCUUUAUGUAUUAUUAUUAUAUCUGCCAUCGGUGUAUGCUUCUCGGUCAUAUUUCUUGGUUCUUUUGCACAUGGAAUAGCUGUCAGGUUCUUAGCACGUGCAAUAACGCUUCCAGUAACGUGGUCAGACUGGUUAUUGAGCGGGCUGGAUCAGCUGCCAACAAUUAUAAUUGCUUUCACAGUGUUUCUAAUUUCAACAACGUGCGCAGCUCUCGGUAUGCUCAUUUCGGUGUUCCUCUAUUUUUUGAAAUUAACAAGGAUGUACGAAGAUUACUUAGAGGACAUGUUAUUGGCCCCACUCCGACAAUUCGAUUGGUUUAAACGUUUGAAGAGAAUGAGGAGGGAAGAAGAAAACGAUGAGUCAAGCGUCAGUCAGAGAAAAAUCAGUCGAGAAAUAUCCGACUGUCUUGUCCUAUUUUUGCUGUACAGUUUUGUUGCAAUCCCAGCAAUUCCAUCUGUCCUGGUUUGGGCGAAAAAUUUCAGAUAUGAUAGGAGACUCUCGACAGAAGACCUUGUCCUUUUCAUAAGUUGGUCGAUAUUAGCUUCAUGCAGUCUCUUAGAUAUCGUACAGUACUCUUUUGUACCUCGGAUCAAGGGAUAUCGCUCGCUUAUAUUAAGCAAUAUAUUACGUUUCACGAGUUGGGUCAUUCUUUCCAUGACAGCAGCUCCGCGUCCAUCCUUUUACCAAUGGUGUAUGCCACCUAUUACUGCUGCAGCAAUGGCACUCCUCACACUAAAUUCCUUUUCUCUAUUUUAAUUAAAGUACUAAUUGACAGAAAUCAUGUUUACAGUUUACAAUAAUUGGCAGAAAUGUGUAUCACACAGUUUUUUCCUAUACAGUUCAUCAUUAAUUUUGUAUAAAAAUCUAAAGUUUCGUAACCGCGUAACAUUAUUAAAAUUUGUGUUACAUGUUUCUAAUAUUACAAAUUGAAUGAUAACAACAUGCUGUGACUCAUAAGUGUGAUUGUAUAUAACAGUAAUCAAAUAGUAAUCACGCUAAACAGGAUGAAACUUACCUUAAGUUCGCGUUUAGCACAUGUCAUGUGUUAACAUUAAUUGUAAGAUAGCCAAAGAACAUUUAUAUACUAUAAUACGAAAGCUUAGCUCUUAACUCUUAUUGUGAUAUAUGUGAUAUAUAAGAUAAGUCUUCUUCAGACAUAAUAUAAUUUGUUAGACAAAAAAUUUAAUCCUUAA
Wasmannia auropunctata (little fire ant) is the source of this 3454-nucleotide messenger RNA. It is a transcript of the gene PGAP1, whose product is annotated as GPI inositol-deacylase. The transcript is spliced from 11 exons. Gene Ontology annotation, molecular function: phosphatidylinositol deacylase activity. The record is from RefSeq and is a predicted model, not a curated record. Gene Ontology annotation, biological process: GPI anchor metabolic process; endoplasmic reticulum to Golgi vesicle-mediated transport. NCBI's taxonomy places the organism in Eukaryota, Metazoa, Arthropoda, Insecta, Hymenoptera, Formicidae. Bases 264 to 3017 code for a protein of 917 amino acids. Gene Ontology annotation, cellular component: endoplasmic reticulum.